UGCUUUAAAAAUAAAAAGCCCAUUAAAUCCACCCUGAUAUUUGGGCUACGCUGGCUCUGACUUGUUCUUGAAGAAAAAGAAAGCUAAUGCAGACGGCGUCAGCUACACCUGCUGAACAAAUUUCAAUUUUUACCUAUUUAUCCAUAUAAUUGAUAUCACAGACAUGAAAUUUCUUGGUUCAAUUGAACGGAAUUUAUUAGGUUUUUUCUCCCUUUUGUGCUGAGGUAGUAGUAGUAAUUUGUAGGUUAAUCGUAUCAAACAGAGAAUUCAGAGAAAAGAAGCGGAAAAAUGCCAUUGCUAUCUAAAGCUGUCUUCGCUGCCAAAAACCAUGCGGAAUCAUCUCUCCAGGUUUUCAAAGGGUUUGGUUUGUCAAAGAGAUUUUUCUCAUCAAUGUCCAGAAGGCCCGCCUCAAAAAAUUUAUCUUCUCAUCCAUUGACUAAACAAACAAUGGUGGCAGAUCAUGAGGGUCUGAACUGUUUCACGAAGUAUGGUUUAUCUAACAGAUACUAUUGUAGCAAAACAAGGUCCACAAACAGUAUUAAGACUUCUCCGUUACCUGAACAAGCUGGGACUAACUGGAGAUCUUUUCUAAUUCCUGGUUUGGCUUUAGGUGGAAUUGGUGGGUUGUUUUGUCUCGUUCACUAUAAUGAUGAAAGGAGAGCUGUGCUUAAAGGCAAGGGUGUAAAAUUUGAGCGAAGUGCCUUUCAAGGGCCGAUAAUAGGUGGCCCUUUUAGUUUAAUUGAUACAGAAGGUCGGCUUGUGACUGAAAAGAAUCUUCUGGGGAAUUGGGUUCUUCUUUAUUUCGGCUAUACUUCCUCCCCUGAUGUUGGGCCUGCAGAACUGCGAAAGAUGGCCAACGCAAUUAAUAUCUUAGAAUCGAAGCAGAAUAUCAAGGUCUUGCCCAUAUUUGUCACUAUUGACCCUCAGCGGGACACCCCCUCACAUCUUCGUGCUUAUAUUCAAGAAUUUGACUCAAGAAUAGUGGGUUUGACUGGACCAGCUGCUGCAAUAAGGCAAAUGGCUCAAGAAUACCGGGUGUUCUUUAGAAAGGUUGAUGAAGAAGGAGAUGAUUAUCUCAUAGAGUCUUCUCACAACAUGUACUUGAUGAACCCGGGUAUGGAGGUCUCGAGAUCCUUUGGCAUCGAGUAUAACGCCGAGGAACUGUCGGAGGCCGUAGCCAAAGAGAUCAAGAAAACUGCAAUUGCUGAGCCACGCAUUUGAUCUGUUCUAUUUUGCCAGUGUAAGGGCCUUAUUUCUUAGCAGUAUUUUUUUUCCUAAGGAAAUUACCUCACCGUUCAGUUUUUUGUUAGUACUGUGAACUAGGCAGGGCAUCCAUUAUUCGAAUGCAUUCGUUUAAGUGCGUGCUAUUUGGUCUGCAAUUUGAUUGCUAGUAACGGAGAUCAUUUUUGUGAAAAUUGAGAUUAGUUGGUGUAUAAUUGCGUUGGUUCUCUAAUACUAGGUCUCCAAAUUGACUGUUUAGAAUACCAUUUAUUGGAAUACCAUUUCUUGGGAAUGGUUCAAA
Messenger RNA from Salvia miltiorrhiza (redroot sage), 1522 nucleotides. Its product is annotated as protein SCO1 homolog 2, mitochondrial. Bases 289 to 1221 code for a protein of 310 amino acids. Gene Ontology annotation, biological process: mitochondrial respiratory chain complex IV assembly. The transcript has 8 exons. The record is from RefSeq and is a predicted model, not a curated record. Lineage: Eukaryota; Viridiplantae; Streptophyta; Magnoliopsida; Lamiales; Lamiaceae.